Messenger RNA from Eremomyces bilateralis CBS 781.70, 1878 nucleotides. Its product is annotated as putative DEAD/DEAH box RNA helicase. Gene Ontology annotation, cellular component: nucleus. Gene Ontology annotation, molecular function: RNA helicase activity; RNA binding; ATP binding. The transcript is spliced from 5 exons. The record is from RefSeq and is a predicted model, not a curated record. The coding region runs from base 1 to 1878 and encodes 625 amino acids. Lineage: Eukaryota; Fungi; Ascomycota; Dothideomycetes; Eremomycetales; Eremomycetaceae.
AUGGAGGCCGCUGUUGCGGCCUUGGACAAGAAACAGGCCGAAGACAAGGCCAAGGCCGAUGGUGAGGGCUCGGAUGAUGGGGACUCGGUCUCAGCGGAGCCGGACGUUGGUGUCAAGGUUGACUUCGAGAAGCUCAAUAAGGAAGCCGACGCAUCCGAUGACGACAAUGGAUGGCAAGACCCUACUGACUACGAUUACGAGGCCUAUAAGGAAGGUCGUGCUGCCCUUCUCAACCCCCUCGAGUCCGAGCAAUCGGAGCGAGCCGAGCGUCGGUGGGCGUCCAGCGCCGUUCGCUACGAGUGGAGCGAUGAGUUCGGAGACGUUGGCCCAGCCGAUCCAGAAGUCGAGAAAGCGCUUUUCGAUAAGCUGUUCAUGUUGGGGACCGGAAUGAAUUUCGACCAGUAUUCCUACGAAUGCGAAAUCAAGGGUCCGUAUAAUCCGGGCCAUAUCUCGACUUGGGAAGAUUCUGGUAUUCACCCUCAAGUCCUUGAGAAUGUUGCGCUUUGCAAGUUCAAUAAACCCACGCCUGUGCAAUCAUUCGUUAUCCCCGCUGCACUUGCGGGACUCGACGUCGUGGCAAUCUCGCAGACUGGCACUGGCAAGACGGGUGCAUACCUCCUCCCUAUCAUUUCGCGCUUGAUGGGGAAGGCGAAACAGCUCUGUGCGAGGCGAGCUCCCAGUCCAGAGAUCAGAGUCAAAGCAGAGCCUCUCGUUCUUGUGAUCUGCCCGACCCGUGAGCUUGCGAUUCAAGUCUUCAGGGAUGCCUGUCGCUUCGCCUAUCGCUCCAUGCUUCGUCCCUGCGUCGUUUAUGGCGGCCAGGGCAAUAUGAUGGAUCAGAUUCGGAACCUUCAGAUGGGAUGUGACAUCCUCAUCGGCACUCCUGGUCGUCUUCGGGACUUUUGCUCCCGCCCUACUCUGAUCACUUUGCGCCGUGUGAAAUACACUGUCGUUGAUGAAGCCGAUGAACUUCUGGAAGAAGACUGGAACGAGUCCAUCGAUGACCUCAUGCGUGGCGGCGAUGUCAACGAAGAUGCCGAUCACGCUUACCUCAUGUUCUCGGCAACAUUCCCGCGCCCUGUCCGUCAUCUUGCCGGCAAAUACAUGUCGAAGGAUUUCGUUCGUGUCAAGUGUGGUCGGAUUGGUAGCGCCACCAAUAACGUCUGCCAGCGAAUCAUCUGGGUGGAUAGGGAGAAGAAGGAGCAGUGCCUUCUCGACCUGCUCAACACGCUGCCGGCGACGCGCACCGUGAUAUUCGUCCGCUCGAAGCGUUCGGCUGACAUGUUAGACGACUUCUUGUACCGCAACCAACUCCCUUGCACGUCUAUUCACGGCAACAAGACCCAGGCUGAGCGUGAAGAUGCGAUGUUCAACUUCCGGAAGGCUCGUUGUCCCAUUCUUGUUGCAACCGGCAUUUCCGCUCGUGGCAUCGAUGUCGUCAACGUGAUGCAUGUCAUCAACUACGACCUUCCUGCCGCGGACCAAGGUGGUAUCAAGGAGUAUGUUCAUCGCAUCGGCCGCACCGCGCGCAUGGGCAACAUCGGCAUGGCCACAAGCUUCUACAACGACAAUGACGAGGGCCUCGCAAACGAUCUUGUCAAAAUCCUGAUGGAGAAUGGCCAGACGGUCCCGGAAUUCCUCGAACAGUACAAGCCUGAAGACGGCAAUGUCAACUUUGACUCCGACGAAGAAGGCUCGGUAGAUUCCUACAAGGACUUCCAUGCGCGCAGCAGCGACAGCGAAUCCGGCGAUGAUUCCGACGCGUCGAUGGCUGGAUCCGCUAGCGAUGGCUCUCGUGCUGGCUCUCCCCCCCCCGCUCCAUUCGAGCCGGAGGAGGAGCCUGCUGGGUUCGUACCUGCUGGUGGAGACGACGACUGGUAA